Aspergillus oryzae RIB40 is the source of this 498-nucleotide messenger RNA. RefSeq lists its product as uncharacterized. Gene Ontology annotation, biological process: regulation of mRNA processing; protein phosphorylation; spliceosomal complex assembly. Lineage: Eukaryota; Fungi; Ascomycota; Eurotiomycetes; Eurotiales; Aspergillaceae. The coding region runs from base 1 to 498 and encodes 165 amino acids. Gene Ontology annotation, molecular function: protein kinase activity; ATP binding. The record is from RefSeq and is a predicted model, not a curated record. The transcript is spliced from 3 exons.
AUGCGGCGAUUUGAGAGAAUAUAUGACGUUGUCGAGCCGGUGGAGGAGUACCGCCAUGGAUGCUAUCACCCAGCACACCUCUACGAUGUAUUCAACGAUCGGUACAAGGUUAGAGCGAAGCUGGCAUUUGGCCAAUUUUCGACAGUAUGGCUUGCAUAUGAUCAAUUACGUCAACAGCAAGUCGUGUUGAAGAUUCUCAAAGCAGAUGCUUCCAAGGACAACAAAGAGCUAAGCAUACUUCUUCAGCUGUCAGGUUCAGCUCUGGAACAUCCAGGAAAGAAUCACCUCAUGAAUUUACUGGACCACUUUGAGCAUCACAGUCCAAAUGGAACACACCUGUGCCUAGUACUCCUAGUGAUGAUAUCUGACGGCGAAGCGGUGACUAUCACUGGAAGACCACACUAUGCAGCCGACAUCCAAGAGGUCUCUAGGCAGAUCUUGCUGGGUCUUGACUUUCUUCAUACAUCAGAUAUCAUUCAUUGCGAGCCGCCUGGCUAG